CGCCGAAGGGGACUGUUUGCUCCUACGGGCUGUAGAUGGAGCUGUCCGGCCCCGGCGAGGGGGAAGGCGCCUGCAAAACGUUCUUCUUCUCCCUGGCCGGCCCGAGCGGGGAGCAGCACUCCCAGGAUGCAGUUUGUGUCAACACGGCCGCAGCCUCAGCAGCUGGGCAUCCAGGGCCUGGGGCUGGACAGCGGGAGCUGGAGCUGGGCCCAGGCUCUGCCCCCGGAGGAGGUCUGUCACCAGGAGCCGGCGCUGCGCGGGGAAAUGGCCGAGGGAAUGCCGCCCAUGCAGGCUCAAGAAUGGGACAUGGAUGCCCGGCGACCAAUGCCCUUUCAGUUCCCACCCUUCCCAGACAGGGCCCCUGUCUUCCCUGACCGCAUGAUGCGAGAGCCCCAGUUGCCCACAGCGGAGAUCUCGCUCUGGACCGUGGUGGCUGCCAUUCAGGCUGUGGAGAGGAAGGUGGAUGCCCAGGCCAGCCAGCUGCUGAACCUGGAGGGGCGCACCGGCACAGCGGAGAAGAAGCUGGCCGACUGCGAGAAGACGGCCGUGGAGUUCGGCAACCACAUGGAGAGCAAGUGGGCCGUGCUGGGCACCCUGCUGCAGGAGUACGGGCUGCUGCAGCGGCGCCUGGAGAACAUGGAGAACCUGCUUCGCAACAGGAACUUCUGGGUGCUGCGGCUGCCCCCGGGCAGCAAGGGGGAGGCCCCCAAGGUUCCCGUGACCUUCGUGGACAUUGCUGUUUACUUCUCUGAGGAUGAGUGGAAGAACCUGGAUGAAUGGCAGAAGGAGCUUUACAACAACCUCGUCAAGGAGAACUACAAAACCCUGAUGUCGCUGGACUCAGAGGGCUCAGUGCCCAAGCCAGACCCUCCGGCCCAGGUGGAGCCCAGGGAAGAACCUUGCGUGUGGGAGCAACGCCACCCUGAAGAGAGAGAUGUCCCAAUGGAUCCGAACACAGGAGCAGAGCCCCUGGUGCCCGCCCAGGAUACCUCCUCCCAGGUGAAGCGAGAGGAAGCCCUGUGUGUCCGGGGCCAGCGGGGCCUGGAGGACAGAGCCAUCCCCACGGAAUCCAUCACUGACUCCCCGAUUUCUGCCCAGGACCUGCUGUCCCGGAUCAAACAGGAGGAGCACCAGUGUGUAUGGGAUCAGCAAGAUCUGGCCGAGAGAGAUAUUCCCACGGACCCCAAUUCAGAAUCUCUCAUCUCAGCACAUGACAUUUUAUCCUGGAUCAAGCAGGAGGAGCAGCCGUACCCGUGGGGCCCCCGUGACUCUGUGGAAGGAGAGCUCGGCUUGGACUCCGGCCCCAGUGACAGCCUGCUGCUAGUGAAGAACCCGCCCCCGGCCCCGCCCCCGGCCCCGCCGCAGCCGCAGCCCCAUCAGCAGAGCCUGCCCUCGCUCCCUGUGGCCGAGAACCCGGGUGGCCCCCCAAGCCGCGGGUUGCUGGAGGAUGACUUCCCCGUGCUCCCAGGGGAGCGUGGCGGGGGCGAGGCGCAGCCCGGCGGGGAGGGUGGUGCAGGCGGCGGUGGCGGUGGCGGCGGCACGAGCGCAGGCGCAGGUGCAGGCGCAGGGGGCAGCUGCGGCAGCUGCUGCCCUGGCGGCCUGCGGCGGAGCCUCCUUCUGCAUGGCGCGCGCAGCAAGCCCUACUCGUGCCCGGAGUGCGGCAAGAGCUUCGGCGUGCGCAAGAGCCUCAUCAUCCACCACCGCAGCCACACCAAGGAGCGGCCGUACGAGUGCGCCGAGUGCGAGAAAAGCUUCAACUGCCACUCGGGCCUCAUCCGCCACCAGAUGACGCACCGCGGCGAGCGGCCCUACAAGUGCUCCGAGUGCGAGAAGACCUACAGCCGCAAGGAGCACCUGCAGAACCACCAGCGGCUGCACACGGGCGAGCGGCCCUUCCAGUGCGCGCUGUGCGGCAAGAGCUUCAUCCGCAAGCAGAACCUGCUCAAGCACCAGCGCAUCCACACGGGCGAGCGGCCCUACACGUGCGGCGAGUGCGGCAAGAGCUUCCGCUACAAGGAGUCGCUCAAGGACCACCUGCGCGUGCACAGCGGCGGCCCGGGCCUCGGCGCACCGCGGCCCCAGCAGGCGCCUCCCGAGCGAGACUAGGACUGGGCUGGGGGGAGGGGGGCGCACUGGAGCCAGGGGAAGAGCGGCCCGCGGGCAGCCUGCGGCCCGACCGUCCCGUCCCGUGGUUCUCGGCGCACCUUCCCGCCCUCCACCCUCCACCUGCCAGAAAUCGGACACGAGAAUUGCACUCCAGACAGGGUCCCUCGAGGAUUGGGCGGGGGCACCCCAGUUCUGUCCGGCCUGAGUGGAGAGCCCAGCUCAGCUCCGAGGGUGGACCGAGCUGCCGGGGAAGGGGCUGGAAGAACAGCACGGGCGCAGGAGUCCCUGGCACCCGCCCCGACCACCCAGUGUGCCCAGUGGCCGCUGGGGCCGCACGUCGUGGUCAGGGAAGUGGCCAGGAGCCUCGGCACCCCCGUGAGAUAAGGAAAUGAGCCCCCAGGCAGGCGCCCUGAGAAAGGAGGCGAAGGCGGGGCGUGAGCUGAGGGAUGGGCUAAGGGCACCACCGUAAUGGUGACAACACUGCCUCGCGUUGGAGUAGCGCUUUAUACUUUCUAAAAAGCGUUUUCUAUCCGUUAUCUGUUUUCGCCCUUAGCCUAUGCCUCAGAGAUAGGUGGGGCAGGAUUUUCCUGGCCCGAUACCUGAGGGAAGUGACACAGGUGAGAUGGUUUACCCACGACCGCAAGAGCCGCGCGUGGGCUGGCGGCGCCAGAGCUGCACACUGCCGCGCAGCGUCCCCGCCGCACACACUGCCUACCUCCGCGCCGGGGAGACCGCCCCGGCCUGGCCUUCCUGGUCCCCGCGCUCUCCCUGUCCUUCCCUUCAUGCCCCCAUUGGAAGCUACGGGGGGCCAACUCAUGGGGUGACUGGCAAGAGGGAACACAUUGGCUACGAAAUGCCCUGGGUUGUGUCUGGCCCGUUCUUCCCACGGGAGGCUCCUGGGUGGUACCCCUUCACCCCAGCCAGUCCUCUGCACCCCGCACCCGUCAGUCGGGUGCAGCGCAUCUUCUCACUGCACACUUGGUGGCCUGGCCCUCCAGAGGCAGCUGGUGCCCUGGGUCAGACCUCACUGACGAUUGCUUCACCUCCCCAGGGCAGAGGGCUGGGGGGAUUCUUGGGCUGCAAGAGCAGCCGUCAAGGAAGUGAGUCUUUCCCCAGGAGGGCCUGGCAAGUGGGUGCUAGAGUCUGAGCCUCAGUCUCUCCUGCCCUGGGCCUCCCAAUUGGUGCUAUCUGUUAAUUGACCGUGCUCAUGGACAUGGACACAGACCCUACUAUGCACCAACCCUGCCGGCGCCUUAGGAAGCGCCAGAGGACUCGCUUUCACGUUGGUGCGUCGCUCCCUGGCUCCGGGCGCCACGCCCACAGGGGCCGCAUUCUCCACUUCAGCGUCUUGCAUGGCCAGGCACCCGGGUGGGGUGGCAUGCCCCAGGACCCUUGUUCGUGUCCAAAACGACUUCCUGCCCCGCCCCCCGUGGAUCCCGCUUCCCUCCGAGCCAGGGAGCACGGUGGGCAGCCUGCACUCGGCACCACCUCUUCUGUGAGCGCUCUGCUUCUGCCCUGCCCCUCAUCUGCGCUGCUCUGCUUUCUCAGACCCCUUUUUGCCGUGCAAAGGGAAUUCUUGAAAUUAAAUAAAAGGUAUCCAGAUUGCAGACUGCAUGUUCCGAGAGCUGGAGGGCUCUCCAGCGUGGCUUCCUACAGUAAAGCCUCCGUGAACUGGAA
This is a messenger RNA of Oryctolagus cuniculus (rabbit), 3783 nucleotides long. It is a transcript of the gene ZNF282, whose product is annotated as zinc finger protein 282. The record is from RefSeq and is a predicted model, not a curated record. Gene Ontology annotation, biological process: regulation of transcription by RNA polymerase II. NCBI's taxonomy places the organism in Eukaryota, Metazoa, Chordata, Mammalia, Lagomorpha, Leporidae. Gene Ontology annotation, molecular function: DNA-binding transcription factor activity, RNA polymerase II-specific; RNA polymerase II cis-regulatory region sequence-specific DNA binding. Gene Ontology annotation, cellular component: nucleus.